AAUUACCUACGCAUAGUGACUCGUGCCACUAGCAUCUUUGUCUCUCUCUCUCUGCCUCGUCAAUCGUUCGUUUUUCUGAUCUUGGCAUCGAAUCUCUCUCUCUCUCUCUCUCUCGUCCGCCAUAUAAGUUUGCAGUUUGAACAAAUAAGGAGAGAGAGAGAGAGCGUCGGAAAUUGUCUUUGGUCCCAGCACCUAGCUUCACUGAGGGAAAUAAGGCACAGACAUGGCUGCAAACUCAGAUGCAGUAGUGAACGGGGUAUCACAGGCAUACCUGGAGAGCAAAGGCGUGAAGGAGACGAGGGCUCUGGUGUCCGAGCUCUGCCGCCACUUCUACACACUUGGGUGGGUGUCGGGCACCGGAGGCAGCAUCACCAUCAAGGUCCAUGAUGACUCCAUUCCUAAACCCCAACAGCUCAUCGUCAUGUCUCCAUCUGGUGUUCAGAAGGAAAGAAUGCUUCCCGAGGACAUGUAUGUGCUUUCUUCAAGUGGGUCUGUUCUCUCCGCUCCUUCUCCAAAGCCUUAUCCCCACAAGCCUCCUAAGUGUUCUGAGUGUGCUCCCCUCUUCAUGAAGGCUUAUGAGAUGCGUAAUGCUGGGGCAGUCAUCCACAGCCAUGGAAUGGAGGCUUGCCUUGUAACAAUGAUCGAUCCCUUCUCAAAGGAGUUCCGAAUCACUCAUAUGGAGAUGAUAAAAGGAAUUCAAGGGCAUGGUUAUCAUGAUGAGCUUGUGGUCCCAAUAAUAGAGAAUACUGCUCGUGAGAGUGAACUCACAGAAUCUCUUAUUCAAGCAAUUGAAGCCUAUCCAAAAGCAACUGCUGUACUUGUUCGCAACCAUGGGAUAUAUGUAUGGGGAGACUCAUGGAUCAGUGCUAAGACUCAGGCUGAGUGUUAUCACUAUCUCUUUGAUGCUGCUAUCAAACUUUAUCAGUUGGGACUGGAUUGGUCAACCCCAAGUCAUGGUCCAAUUCAUAGAGUUUGGGGUGGCAAUAGGAGUGUAAACAUGGCUGUUAAGGCAGGGACUUUGAAUUUAAACCAGGCAGUUGAAUCAUCCCGACGUUGUAUUGUUCUUGACAUUGAAGGGACAACAACUCCUAUAUCAUUUGUCAUGGAUGUUCUUUUUCCCUAUGCCCGAGAUAAUGUGAGGAAGCAUUUAACAACAACAUAUGAAACUGAAGAAACUAAAGAUGAUAUUACACUGCUGCGAGCUCAAGUUGAAGAUGACUUGGAAAAAGGUGCUGUUGGUGCUGUGCCUAUUCCCCCUGAUGAUGCAGGGAAGGAGGAGGUGAUUACAUCUUUGGUUGCUAAUGUGGAGGCAAUGAUUAAGGCUGACAGGAAAGUUACUGCCCUGAAGCAACUUCAGGGUCAUAUAUGGCGUACUGGAUAUCAAAAUAAUGAACUGAAGGGAAUAGUUUUUGAUGAUGUACCAGAGGCUCUUGAAAAGUGGCAUGCUUUGGGCAUCAAGGUGUACAUAUAUUCUAGUGGCAGUAGAGAGGCUCAAAGACUUAUUUUUGGCAAUUCAAAUUACGGGGACUUGAGAAAAUAUUUAUGUGGAUAUUUUGAUACCACAAUAGGAAACAAAAGAGAAGCACGGAGUUACUUUGAGAUUUCCCAGUCGGUGGGAGUAGACAAGCCCUCUGAGAUCUUAUUUGUAACAGAUGUUUAUCAGGAAGCAGUGGCCGCGAAGGCAACAGGUUUGGAAGUGAUAAUUUCCAUCCGGCCAGGAAAUGGACCUCUUCCGGAGAAUCAUGGGUUUAGAACAGUUGGGUCCUUCUUGGAAAUCUGAGACCAUGUAUGAUCUUUUGUAAUAUAGUUGAUUGGUUAUUUCUAGACAACAGGAAAAUAUAUACAGACAGAAAGAACUCUGAUUAUCAAUAAAAUGGGUUUUACUGUUGGAGAUUAAGAAGGGAA
Nelumbo nucifera (sacred lotus) is the source of this 1905-nucleotide messenger RNA. Its product is annotated as haloacid dehalogenase-like hydrolase family protein. Gene Ontology annotation, molecular function: acireductone synthase activity; magnesium ion binding. Lineage: Eukaryota; Viridiplantae; Streptophyta; Magnoliopsida; Proteales; Nelumbonaceae. The record is from RefSeq and is a predicted model, not a curated record. Gene Ontology annotation, cellular component: cytoplasm.